ACAUUUUCUCCUCUCCUUGAAGCAGCAGCCUUUUAGGACAUCUCCUUUAUGUCAGAGACACUUGCCUUGCUUCUUUGGGUUAUAAACUUUUGAUGCCAGACUCUGCAGAACGUUCCCAACUGAAUCUUAAAGUAGCAUCUUGAAGAGAGAGGCAGAGAAAGAGCAAUCUGUGACCUUCAUCCCUGCACCUUCCUUCUUCCUCUCCCUUCCCGGCUGCUUCCCCCCUCCCCAGGGGAGCGUCAAGAAAGCUCUUUUUGGAUGCAGGAGGGGGCAUCUGGUUCUGCUAGGCUGGAAAGCUGAGGCAGGAUUUGAGGAAGAAUCAUUAGGCUCCGGAGAGCCUGGACUCUUUUCUCCUCCUUCCCCCUCUCUGCUUCUGGCUUGCUCCAUCCCUUUCCCGUUUCCCCACACCACAACCCGAGACCCGCUGGUGUGCGGGGCGGGGGACGAGGACCGCGCCGCUACCGGAGUUCUGGGAAGUUGUGGCUGUCGAGGAUGGGGGUCUGUGGGUACCUGUUCCUGCCCUGGAAGUGCCUCGUGGUCGUGUCUCUCAGGCUGCUGUUCCUUGUACCCACAGGAGUGCCCGUGCGCAGCGGAGAUGCCACCUUCCCCAAAGCUAUGGACAACGUGACGGUCCGGCAGGGGGAGAGCGCCACCCUCAGGUGUACCAUAGAUGACCGAGUCACCCGGGUGGCCUGGCUAAACCGUAGCACCAUCCUUUAUGCUGGGAAUGACAAGUGGUCCAUAGACCCUCGUGUGAUCAUCCUGGUCAACACUCCAACCCAGUACAGCAUCAUGAUCCAGAACGUGGAUGUGUAUGACGAAGGCCCGUACACCUGCUCUGUGCAGACAGACAACCACCCUAAAACUUCCCGGGUCCACCUCAUAGUGCAAGUUCCUCCCCAGAUCAUGAAUAUCUCCUCAGACAUCACUGUGAAUGAGGGAAGCAGUGUGACCCUGCUGUGUCUUGCUAUUGGCAGACCAGAGCCAACUGUGACAUGGAGACACCUGUCAGUCAAGGAAGGCCAGGGCUUUGUGAGUGAGGAUGAAUACCUGGAAAUCUCUGACAUCAAACGUGACCAGUCUGGGGAGUAUGAAUGCAGUGCCCUGAAUGAUGUCGCCGCCCCUGAUGUGCGGAAAGUAAAAAUCACUGUAAACUACCCUCCCUAUAUCUCAAAAGCCAAGAACACUGGUGUGUCCGUUGGUCAGAAAGGUAUCUUGAGCUGUGAAGCCUCUGCAGUGCCUAUGGCUGAAUUCCAGUGGUUCAAGGAAGACACCAGGCUAGCCACCGGCCUGGGCAGCGUGAGGAUUGAGAACAAAGGCCGCAUAUCCACUCUGACUUUCUUCAAUGUUUCAGAAAAAGAUUAUGGGAACUAUACUUGUGUGGCCACAAACAAGCUUGGGAACACCAACGCUAGCAUCACACUGUAUGAUUCUCAAAGAAUAGCCUAACAUCCAAAACUUGGAGAUGGUAGCCUUUUAAAUCCUUAUUUCCAUGCCAGAAAAAGGGGCCCUUCCUAGUCAAGUGUGAAUAGCAAUACAUCUUAUAUAUCUCCACAAGACCAAUUCAGAAGUGGACUUCUCUUGUUUGGGGAAAUAGAUGUGAACUAUGGAGGAAUAAAGAAGGUCAAGAGUGUUUCAGACCUUGGGAGGCCUUUUGAGACUAGCUUGUCCAACAUUCAUUUUGGCAAUUAGGAAAUCAAGGCCCUGGAAGGUAUGAAGAUCCCACUGGAAACCCCAGCCUAUGUUGGGCUAGAUGCAUCCUUUGCCUGCCUGUUUCUUUUUUCUUUUUUCUUUUUUUUCUCUUUUUGCCUGCCUGUUUCAUAUUCUCUCUACUUUAUCUAUACUGAUUCCUCAAAAAAUGAGGGGAAGUUGGCAUGCAAUAUCAAGUGCUAUCUUUAAUGUGCAAAAUCUGAUUGUAUUUUACCAAGAACCUGUCUAGGAAUGGUGCUCAUAGUGACUGGUGAGGAAGGAGUCAGGGCCUCACUUUUAUCCUCUAAAAAUUUACUUUGGCACCACAAGACACAUUUGCUGUGUGUAUAAUUAUACCACCUCCCACAUACAGGCUCAAGAAUAAGUUGUAUCCUUUUAUUUCUUCUCUAUUUUAUCAUUUUAUCUUCAUUUUUCUUGCUUAUUAAACUCUAUGAUGGACCCUUGGAGAACCGAAUUUUGUUUUUUACCAGACAGAAGCUAUUACUCUACAUCUUAGUUCCUGUCUGUCUUCCUUUCCAAGUGUCCAAUACAAAUGAGAGCAAUUGUGGACAGAAAUGAAAAGAAUGACAUGGCACUGGCUUGGAUUGGUGACAUGAUAAAGCAUUUAUUUUGUUUUUCCUUCUCUUUCUACCCCCUCCUUCCAAAGGAAGACAAGAACGCCCUCACCCGCAUGUGUGCUCUAUGGCUUGUGCUUUUCUUCCCUUUGCAGUUCUCAGAGUGCAGAAGAUAUGGCUUGAGGGCUCCACCUGAUCCUUCCAUCAACCUUGCAAAUGAACCUUCAGAAGAAACUGAAGCUUUGGAGAGUAACCAGGAACACACAUUUGGAAAAAGGGACCAGAGAUCAAGCAGUUUCCAACACCAAACUUAGUCUAAUCCUUGCCCAUUGCCUCUUAUAUCCUCAUGCUCUUCACAGAGUCUAAGGUCAAGAUGAAAGGUGAGGGGCACUCAAUGAACUUAGAACUGAACCAACAAUACACAAAUAUGUCAAAUGAGACCUGCACAAACAUUUCUGGACUCUUGAGCAGAGCACUUAUCAGGAUGAUGUGAUAUAAUUAUUAAACAUCGUAUCUGGAGACUUCUCAUCUUAUCAUUCUAUGCCAUUAUUUUAAAAAUGAAUCUUGAGAAUAACAGGUGCAAUCUACUUUGAAGGAUUAUGUAAUUUAAUAAUUACAGUACAUACUUCCCUCACACACGUGCACAUAAAAGCAUGCAUGCAUAUGUGUGCACACAUACGCCCCUAGUGAGAACUCUGAGCAUUUUGUCUAGCCCCAGUAUCUUUUACUUCCCUAGACUUUAAGAUGUAUCACAAUUUAUCCUUUUGUUUUACUUGUGUCACAAAGAGAGCAAAACUUAACAGCAGCUUGGGGCUAGCAUAAUUUCCUGUUCUAGAAAAAGCCUCUGUCUUUUAUUGACAACACUACUUUCCAGGUGCUUCAGUGUCCAUCCCUCAAAUUCUCCUUCCAGAGUCACUUUAAAAAUAUGUAGAAAUGGCAGCUUUGAUCCUGCAUGUCCCCUUCUUGUAAGCUAUCCUGGGAACAAGGGCGAUGCAUUGGCUCUAGAACUCACCCCAAUUCACACCUUCCAUUGUCAUUUAUCAAAAACACAACUUUCUGAAGUUUUACUUGCAGAAAUCUUAUAAAGUCUGAAGUUACAUGGUUGAAUUUUAAAGAUUAAAAAUGAUUAGUAAUCAUAAAGCCUUGUACAAAAGAUAAAGAGAACCCGACUAGCUAAUAAUAGAAUCUGGACUAGUUCUUAGUUCUGCUGAUCAGCAGUUCAGUUCUGUAUCCAAAAUACUGCACUGAUAUUUAGAAAUUCUACAAUCAGAGUCACUGGGAACCACAUAAAGACUAUGGCUAUAGCCAACUUAUAUUUCUAGGAAGUUUUAAAUCAAAUAGAUAUUUGAUGGCAGAGGUACAAGUCAUUUUCUAAUAAUACUAACAAUCCCUGAAGUACAGAAAUAAAUGCAUGUACCUUAACAAUAUGUCAGAAGCAAUGUCUAAGUUACAUGGAGGCUUGGAUGGGGGUAAGAUCAACAUUCAGAAAAUGAAAGCCAAACUAAGCCUCCUUCAUAAAAAAUAAUGUACCAACACGCUCCAGACAUAAAUUAUAACAAGUGAUCAUAUCUUGAGCUCAGGAAUUGAACAGUCUGCUGUAGAAAGCUCUGUUGUUCUAGUCACAUAAUGUGGAUAUGAUGGGAGAGAUAGGAAGUUGUGAGGGACCGAAAAAUUAGAAUGAAGAUGCAGAGACUCAGAGAUCUCAUUUACUCACAAAUCACGGGCAUAUUCAUUUGCAUUUAUUGCCUUGGAGAAAGAUAGAAUUGGACACUCAUGGAAAUAAUGUCUGAAUUAAAAGCAGAGAGAGGUAAGGAUUGAUGCUUUAGAAUGACCUGAUUGAGCAGUUUGUGAAGAUAAAGGAGACGCUAACUAUAAGAUCAAAUCCCAGUGAGCAAGAUGUGAACCAAAUUAGAUCUGGGAUUUAGUUUACCUUUUUUUUUUUUAAUGCUGGAAAGAAGUAUUAUUUAGUGCCUUAGUGCCUCUUUCAGAUACCAUUAAUCUUAGCUCUUUUGAGUUGCUUAUCUGAUAAAGUGUAAAUGGCUGGCAUGUUCAUAUACACUUGGCCAUAGAAACACAAGGAUGUUUCAUCGUGAGCAGGGACCAUCUACUAUGCCAUAUCUCUCCUUUUGCAUAGGUUUUUCUCCUGUCCUGAGAAGUAUCUCAAAUUUGACCAUUGUAAGCAUAAAAAAUGGUGGCUGUUUUGCUGAUCCCGGAUUUUACAUUUUUAAAAAAAAAUCAAAUGCACACAUUAAAGGGAUGUUUCUGUGAUUGAAUGGUAUGACUGCCCUCCCUUCUAAACCAAGAUAUACAAUAAAGAUAGGUCAGUCUAGUGAAAUGUGCUUAAUCUCAGUCCCAUUUUAGUGCUAAUUCAUUUGCUAACUUAUCUCCAGCUUGAAGAACAAUAACCGUCAUUCAUCAUCAUCAUCAUUAUCACCAUCCACAGCAACAAAAACAAACAUUUGUGGAUCAUCAGCUGUGAUUAUAGUUCCAGAUUUGCAAGUUACACUCAUCAGAAGGCCGUCCUUGGACAAGUACUCAUUAUGCUUCAGGUGAGACAUCUGAACCCACCAUGCAGAAGAAUUAUGGGGAAAGUCUUAACUACAACUUGUGAGCCAUUGCACAUCUGUUUGGCUAGAAAGGAACAGAUAGAUGUUCUGUUGAAACAAGAUGAAUGGGGUUCUUUAGGAAUUCACUUAGAGUGGUUAGGGCUAGAACAGGCCCCACCACCAUACCUUCUAAUCACAGGAGAGACUAUUAAGGAAUAAAACCUAAAUAUGGGAUAAGAUCUAAAUCAUGGCUCUCCCAAAAGAUAUCCUAAAGUUGGGGGGGGGGUGCUGCUGGAUGAAUCCUAAGUAGACUUGAAUCUCAAAGAGUCCAGUACACCUGUAAUCCAGGCCAGCAUGUGGGAAUGGUCUUGCAUCAGUACCUGUACCAAGAACGAUAACUUCAGACACUAUUCAGGAUGUUUUUCUUCAGUAAACAAGAACUCUCUAGCCAUGCUCCUUUUCCUGAAAAGAGACAGGCCUGAGAAUUGUCUCUAUAAGCUCCUAAAUAAUAGCCAUGUCUUCCUGGAUUAAACAGGGCAUCUGGUUAAAUAAAGGUCCUUUCUUGUGAGCACACACCUACUCACUUUAAAGAGUGAAAUUUAGCAGAUUGGGACUCAUGUGGCACAAUAAGCCGAAGAUGAGAGGCGCUCCCUCCUGCCGCAGGAUAGGAGGUUCUCCUACCUGCUGAGUCUGUUAGUCAUGCCCAUGCCAAAGCUGCUUGUACAAGGCCCGUGCUCAUGAAUAACCAGCAUUCUAAAGAACCACAAGGCAAGAAGGGCUUUUGAAUUCUCAAAUAGGUAAAUUAAAGUCUUCCCCAUCAAUGCCGUUUUAUAGAGUUGGUCAUGAUUGACCAGUCCCUCCUGGGAGCAUGGAGGAGGUGUGAUCCAAGCAUAUUCAGUUAAGUAUGAAAGAGAAAGCUCUGAUUCAAAUGGAGGCCAUGUGCCUCCAUCCUCCCACAGACCAGCAAACUCUAGGAAGUGUCUCUUUGUAGAUGCCUUGGCACAUUUUACUCAGAGGCGUCUGGGCUCAAAUUUAGCAAUACAGGAGCUACCAGUGUCCACUUUAAUGUCCUGAACACCAUGACCAGCAUACAAAUCUUCUCACCAGUGCCUACACUAGUUUCAGCCAAGCGAGAACUGGUAAAUCUGACCCAUCCACUUUCAGUCUAAGGACACUCAAAUCCCACGCCUUUAGCAAUUCUGGGAUACAAGGAAGGGGUGACUCCAAAGCUGCCAAAUUUCUGUGAGGUUUGGGCAGACUGCUGCAGAUCAUGUUGCCAGGAAGAAGUGGAGAAGCUGGCCCCUGGUGGUGAGGACGGACUAUCAGAAGAACGCAGAGAGACCUGAAGCCAACAAUCAUUCCUCAAUUUUGCUAGUAACAGCCAGAACCGAAAACUACUCCUUCCUAAGCAUGGCCUAUUCCUCUCGGGUGGAAGGUCGGCGUUGGUGGUAUAGUGGUGAGCAUAGCUGCCUUCUCUCGGGUGGAAAUGAGCCAUGAGAACACAGGUACGGUAAUCCCUGAGUGUUUCGGCUCUGACCUCAUUUCUGCCUCUCAGUGAAUCUGCAGCUACUUAUUUAAUUCCCAGAAUCAAUCAGAACAGAUUAGAAUUAUAUGAAUACUAUUUGGUAUUAAAAUCUAUUUUUUUCUCUAAUUUGUGACUAAAGGCAAGUUUUUGCAGGGUAGGCAUGGUGGGAAGAAAGUCCCUAAAACACCGGUUAAUAGAAUUUGAGAUUAUUUAAUACUAACCCUCGAUGUUUCAGGCUUUUUUCUUUUUUUUUUUUUCUCCCCAUCUUUUCUUUUUGUGAUAGCUGCACUAGGCUGCCUCCCAGAAAUAAUCACACAUAAAGGCCUUUCCCUAACUGGGUUUGGCAUUUUGCUCAGGUUAUGAAGGGAGGUGUUGGGACCCAAGCAGGUUGCUGCAAACCUCAGUCAGCACCGUCUGGAAAGCAUUGGAGAUGCAGUCCUCAUGAGGGCCACCCCUCCUCUGCUUCUGUUAGGAGGAUGAAGGUAGUUUUCUGGACCCAUCUGUCAUCAGAGCACAUCCACAGAAGGAAGCCGCUCCACCCCAACGAAGGGAGCUAAAGAUCAGUGGCUUGAGUCCGAUGCACUUUCGC
Molecule: messenger RNA, 6924 nt
Organism: Neogale vison (American mink)
Lineage: Eukaryota; Metazoa; Chordata; Mammalia; Carnivora; Mustelidae
Gene: OPCML
Product: opioid binding protein/cell adhesion molecule like
Exons: 7
Coding region: 493-1449 (318 amino acids)
Cellular component (GO): neuron projection
Source: RefSeq, a predicted model, not a curated record